CGAGGUUAAUUAUGCGUUUGCGUGACAUUUGCUAUGAUGUCUCGCUUCUACUUGUAGUCAGCGCACCGAAGCAAGUGGCUGGUUGAGGCGGUCCGUCAGCAUUUGUCGACGAGGACACCGCGCCUGUCUCCUCUGCAGGCGUUUCAUCACGUCGCUGUAGGACGAGGAGGUGGUGACGGUUAAAGAAAAAAAAAAACAAGGAGCGGGAGAUGUCCAGGAGUCGUCUGGGCCACCUGAAGCCGUGCUGCGCUUGGUGCGAGGACAACCGCAAGGAUCUGAGGCACGCCAUAACCGUUGGCCACGUGCGCAAGGAGUUCUGCUCUGAGAACUGCUUGCACGAGUUCAAGCGUGUCUAUCUCAAGGUGGCCUGUGCCCUCUGUGAGAUAGUAAUCCGCGGUGCAUCGGUGCACCUAGAGGACCAUGGGCAGCUACGCGAGUUUUGCAGCACCGAGUGCCUAGACAAGUACCGCUUGAGAGACCCCACAGCCAUGGCCACUGCAGACCGGUCCAGCAAGCUCAAGCCUCAUGGAGGAAGCCAGAUUCAGUACCAGUAUGAAAGCUCUGGCUACUUUGACUGGGACGAGUACCUGAAGGAGACCAACUCCCAACCCGCACCGUCAACAUGCUUCAAACAGAACCCGGUGCCGCCCAAGAAUGAGUUUUGUGCGGGCAUGAAGCUGGAGGCCCAGGACCCGCGCAAUGUGACCUCUACAUGCAUCGCAACAGUGGUGGGCAUCCAGGGUCCCCGGCUGCGGCUGCGCCUCGACGGGGGCGACAACAAGAACGACUUCUGGCGAUUGGUCGACUCCCAGGAGGUGAAGCCCAUUGGGCACUGCGAGCGGGUCGGGGGAAUGCUGCAGCCGCCGCUGGGCUUUCGCAUGAAUGCCUCCUCGUGGCCCAUGUUCCUGCUCAAGACACUCAACAAGGCCGACAUUGCUUCCGAGUCGUACUUCAAGACGGAACCACCCAGCCCACGGAGCAAUGAAUUCAAAGUGGGCAUGAAGCUGGAGGCACUAGAUCGCAAGAACCCCCACCUCAUCUGUCCAGCCACUGUCGGGGCAGUCAAAGAUGACAUGCUAUUUGUCACCUUUGACGGCUGGCGAGGUGCCUUUGACUACUGGUGCCGUUUUGACUCCCGUGACAUCUUCCCGGUCGGGUGGUGCCGCCUUAGUGGACACCCUCUUCAGCCACCUGGCAACAAAGGAGCCAAAUACAAGGCCCGGCCGGGCAGUGCGGGCACCACAGUGGUUCCAGCAGCUGCCCUUGGCUCGCCCAGCAUUCCUCCACCUCCAAGGGUGCCCUCACCUCGGAACUCCACCCCGGCAGGCAACACGUCCACCCUGGCACCUGCUUCACCAGCAGUCACGGUGACUCGAGCGCGAACUGCCUUGUCGACGACAGGGACAGCCUCCAACAACAGCUCGAGCAGUGGUGAUACUACACGAGAGCAAGUCAAGCGAGUCAAAUCACCGCACGUACUGGUCACUGAGCCUGACACUAGCACAGUGGCUGCUAAGCAGAAUCCCACAGUGUGCGUGUAUGUGAACCACCAAUGCUCGUGUGGGCCCUACCUGGACCCGGCCAAGAUCGGCCAGCUGCCCCUUCAGCUGGGGCCAGGUUCCAUGAACCGGGUGCUGCGUGAGGCAGUGCAGGCCUGUGUGGAUUGCGCCCUGAAUGAGAAGAAUGUGUACAACCUUCUGCGCAGGGGUGAUGGCAAAGUCAUCAUAAAUGCCACCUUCGAUGGUCAGUCACACACGUGCCGCCUGCCAGCUGUGGACAAGGUGUCGGCCUUUUGGACCUACCUGGAGAACCUCUUUGAGGAACUGCUUUGCUGCGAGAACUUCUACUCCAGCCAGCCACUGCAGGGCGGUUGCACCAAGUGCGCCAGCAAAGCCCCCACCAAGCCACGAGUGGAUGACCAAUGUGGCACCUUUGCAGCAGUGGAGCAGUCUUCGGUGGAAGUGGCCAGGGCAGCCACAGUGCCUGUGAGCACCACCCCGAAUGCUGCUGCUGGGGCCAGUUUGGCAGCCUCCAAGCGGCGUCUGUCUUCAGAUGCUUCGCUCCCACCGCAGGCUGGCGCACCAGCUAAGAUCACCUGUGUCCGCAGCAACUCCACCGACACCGAAGCCAGCUCAACAACAAACCAUCACUCGGAAAGACCGCAGAGGCCCGUAGGGGUUCCCGUGGCCGCAGCGCUAAGCUCCCCUGCUGCCAAGCCUGGUCCCCCACCCUCGUCCCCGCCUUCCGAGUGGAGCAUUGAGGACGUUAUCCGGUACAUAUCCAGCCUGGAUGCAGCUCUGGCAACACACUCGGAUCUCUUUCGGAGACAUGAGAUUGAUGGCAGAGCAUUGCUGCUCUUGAACAGCGACAUGAUGAUGAAGUACAUGGGCCUCAAGCUGGGGCCUGCUCUUAAGAUCUGCAACAUCAUUGACAAAAUCAAGGGCAAGAGAGCACUGUGACCCACCUGCUUUCUGUGCUUCUGCUUCCGCCGCCGGUCUGCGCAUUCUGCAUCAUUGUUUUGUGAGCCAUUUGUGCUUGGGUGCUCCAGUGCAGGAGGUGUGCAAGUUGUGAAGCAUGUGGCACCGAGUGCAUCGGCUUCACGUUGAUUGCGACAACUGUCGGUGGCGAAGCCCUCAAAGUGCACUACAUGCUCCAAGGGAACUUGAUGUCAUGUCCUGUGUGAGUGACCUAGAAACUGUUCCCCACCUUAUUUUUUCUGAGCUUUUUUCUUUUCUUUGCCAGGUAUGUGUGUGGGGUCUUACAGUAGUGUUCUCUUCUUAGUGCUUACUGCCAAAGUGCCGGACUGUGUGUGUGGCAGACUUCCUUCACUGUGCCCUGCUGAACUGACCUGUGGGGCAACUUGGUUGACAAAACGGAAACGGGAGCCUUUCGUUUGAUUCCCUGUGCACAAAAAAUGUGGACGAACCAAUGAGCACAGUGUAACUGCAGCAUCAAACAGUGCAACAAGCUUAUCUGUAUUCAUCUUAAUUUAAGAAAGUGGGUGUUGCCAUUGUUGGUCCUUAUGCCAUGCUUUUCAUUGUUUGUGUUUUCUGUGAAGAAAUUGCGGUUUUGUAAAGGCAGCCACCAAAUUGCCAACUAGUUUUUCGGUUUCCUUCUUUUUCUUUUAUUCUUACUCACCUACAGUAUUGCACAAGGGCCAUUUCACCAUUUCACCUAUUUAUUUUUGUGUUACAAAAGGUUCCCAUGUGUCCAAUGUUUCUCCUUAUGUUUUGUACAUAGAAAUUCACCAUCCCAGCUUUUCGGAAAAGAAAAAUCGAAUGGCUCCUUUGCAGCAAGUUUUAUUGAGAUGUGUGCCACGAUGGCUGUCACUAGGUAUUGGCUGUUUCUUUCCUGUUUUAUGACAGCAUCAUUCAGUCAGUUUUCUUCUUCUUUUUUUUGUAUCUUUCAAGCUUGACCAAAAUAGCAUGACACGUGAUUUUGUGCACUCAAUGGAGCCAGGUUACAGAAUCAGUCUUAUAACUGGAGCAUGACAGUGGCCUGUGCGUUCUGGUCCCAUUUACUGUGGCUGAAUCAGUCGGCCCAGUGGGUAACAACUGGCAAAAGAUGAGGACCAAUUUUAGUGCCUUUAUUCAUGCUUUCCACAUACUGCAGCAGCAAAUACUCUGCUAUGCCUUACAAAGGUACAGUUAACUUAGGUAUCGUCUCGAGUGGUAAUGUUCCAGCAAGGCCACUUGUUGGUCUAGUGAAGCCCCUUAAAUACACGGAUAACCAGUACAGGCGCUGGGGCUGCUGCAUGUUUAGCUCAUCUGUCUGUGCUUAUGGAAACAACUGUGGGCACAUAAGCACUGGCAUUGACUAGUUCUGUUCACUGUUCAGUUCUUUUUUGCUCAGCAGCUCUGUUCACUUCCAGAAAGCACACGAUCUCCCAGUGGCUUGAGUGUUUGCGCUAGGAAAAUAUUGCUCAAUACAAGAAUGUGCGGGGGGGGGGGGGGGGGGGGAGGUAAAACUAAGUACCUUCUGAUGUUAAAACUCGUGGACAAAGUGCAAGUAAGUUUUUAGCUACACAAUUUCUGAUAACUGUAUGUCUGUGAUCAUCAUUUUGAUUUGUUUAAUGCCCCAUUGUGUUUUGGCUUAGCAGGUUGGAGUGCUGUAAAGAUUUGGCUUACUUUCUCUGCCUAUGUACACGAUCUCAAGUUUUGAAUAUUUCAAUUGCUCGGGACUUCUGUUUGGCUGGGCAGCUUUUGAUUGCCAAGGAAGACUGCCUUGAUGUGCAUACACAUUGCAGGCAGCAUGCUACUUCGAUAUAUGCAGUUGGUGUAGCUAUAGCUGGACACUUGCUGCUGAUUGCAUUUUAAUUCUGCAGAUUUAAAUUAAAUAAUGUAAGUGAUGUUUUCAUUAUGGUUUGCUACUGCAAAUCAGCUUUGACUCUACUCAUUCAGCUGAAAAGUGAUGGGCACAUGGAAGCUGCUGUACCAGUCAGGCCAGCUCUUCAAGGCACACCAAUCAACAAACAAAUGUGAGCUGAUGCCUUAGCCAGUGUCUUCAUCCCAUUGCUGUUGUGGUAGAACACUUUCUUGAGCAUAAUCAGUGCAGUGCUCUUGGUGCCACAGGGCUCUCUCGUCUCAAUUUACAGUUACCCUGGUAACAUCCCGACAAAGUACCAAAGUUGUUCCCCCUGCAGCCACCUCAUGGAACAGUGAUCUCUCUUGCGCUGUGGUUGUGCUAUGUUGCAAAUGCAUGCAUUGUGGGUGUGUCAAGCUGCUACUCGGAUUUUGACCACUGCUCUGAAUAGGCAACCCAACCAACUAGCCUGGUCACACACUUUUCUUCAUGCAGCGUAGGCUGCAGUGUCGGUUUGCUUUCCUUUUGUUUUUUUUUGCUGGUUAACAAGAAUGUAGCAUUUCCUCAGUUUGCAUUCAAGUUCUGUUGAAAGGAUGCCUUUUUGCAUUGGAACAUUUUAGGGAUUGCACAAAGACAGAAAACAUUUCAAUGUAAAGACUCAUCCUUUGAACACAAACCCAGCUUGUUAUCCUUAUUGCCAAGUUCUGUUUGUUUCGCUCAAAACAUGUGUCAAUGCAAAUUUCUUCAGCUUGCGUGUAGUUUUUCACUAACCAACGGUCAUGUGACCAGUACUUGUUGACUCUUGGGCACACUGUUUUGAAACACAAAACAAGGAAGUCAGCUUGAGAUGGCAGAUGCAAAAUUGUCCUUUAAGAGAGUUGUGUUCAAAACAACACGCCUCAAAGUCAACAAUGUGCAGUUAGCCGCAGUUGCUGAUUUGGUUACCUGGUUAUUGUUUUAUUUUGUUUGUAGCAAAUACGAGUUCCUUGUGUGCAAAUAAGCAUGCAUCAUGUGUGCACACAUAACUAUUCGUGUAUGGUAUGCACAGUAUACAAUCAUUGUUCCUAUCAACUAUAAUACUGGAGUAUGGUGACUGAGGGUAAAUGUGAUGACUCAUUGCUUCCCUUUCAAUCCACAUGAAUGCAUUAAAUGAAUCUGCCAUUAAGUGUACUGCUGUGCUGUGAACUCCCACCAAUUCAUUUCUAACAGGGCACAUCUGUUAGCCAAGUUACUCAUCAAAUUGAAAUGAAAAUUAAAUGUCCAAAUUUUUAUUGUAUUACUAAGAUUUAGUCAAGAGUUCAACGAAAUGCUGUCUGGUCAGGUAAAAUCAUUGUUAAAAAUGAAGGAGGUCACUGACCAAAGUAUAAAUUAAAAAACAAAGACCUUUUGGGGUCCAUAAGGAUCCCUUGUUCACCAUGGAAUGUCUACUAAGCAAAAGGUUCUUAGGUAGUGUUGAGUGCAUGAUAAGGGCAAAAUUGUCAUUGCUUGUUGAAGCUUAAAGGGACACUAAAGAAUACCAAGACAAUCUAGAUGGUUCUUGAACAGGUGUACCACACGUACAUAGCUGGUAAGCCAGAGAAGCCUUGACAGCCUUCACGCAAUGUGAAGGUUGCGAGUACGGUCCCCAACAGCUACAAGUUAUAUUUUUGUCCACUUUUAUUUCCCCUUUUCAUCAUUAUGUUUUGCAUUUCAAUUUCAACCACGGCUAAUAGCCCCAAUGCUUUCAUUGGCUUCGUUGCCUGCUGGCUUUACUUGGUCAUGAUUAACAAAAAUUGAGCCCCUCCAUUUUCCUUCUCCUUGUUUGAACUACAUAUAGGCCGUUCUGCACUAGCUGCCUGUGAUGACGUGGAUUUGGACAGCGUUUGCUGCGGACUAAGGAAAACUUUGUUGAUAAACAAGUAUAUUAAAUGACAUAAAAAAAUAUACAGACUAAGCAAGUUUUCUGCAUAGAAAUGUUCCGUAAACACGAAGAUAAACUUGAAAGCCAUGACGUAAUGCUGUCUCAGUGGUGCUGUAAUUUGGGUGCAAUAUUCAAAAAGGGAAGCUCCUGCAUUCAUAUCCUGUGCCCUUUCGUUAAGUGCCCUCUAAAUUUGGCACUUCACGAUUUAACACUGAUGUAAAGUGGCUCUUAUUUAUUUAUUUAUUUAUUUAUUUAUCGGAGUACCCACAGCGCUUGUGUGGCAUUACAGUGGGCAGGUAUAUUCAGCAAAAGAUAGCUAAGACAAGCAGAUGAAGGAAUUAACACAUUUAGGAGGGCAGACAAUGCAAUCAUCAAAUACGCAUUUGGCAACCAGUAAAUUGUGAACGGUGUAGUGUAAAAGGUUAGCGUUCUCUUACCUUUUAAAGUCGCCUGCAAAGCAUGCAUUUACAGUGGUAGCAAAGCAUUAGUGUUGCACGAAGUAAUGCUCUGGGAUUAGUAAAUGUUUGCUACUAACUAAACUUGCACAGGUCACGCACACACGAACAGAGUGGCCUUUAUUGUCACGCUUUUCAUGGCAUGGUAAGGAACGCCUCUAAUGGGAAGAGCAUUAUCAACUGCAGCGAGACUCCUAAACAUCACGUUAUAGGUGUUCUGUGACAUCACUGCGUCCAGGAAGCAUCAAGGCAAUGGAGGAAGGAAAAUGGAGGGCACAUUCCAGAUGGGUAGAUGUUUGGGCUGGUACAUCAUUGAGAAGUUAAACUGGCACAGAAUGUAAGAAAGGCAUGGACAACAUGAGCGCUGACUUACAACCAAAAUUGCAAGGAAGCCCUCUGCCCCCGGCAUACCGUUGCGCAUGUGCAAAAAAUAGCAACCACUGAAAUUUUUUAUCGUAGAUGCUGAUAAAACACGAGCUUAACCCUUUCAGGCGCUGUGUUCACAGUUGUGUAUGCCAAGGUUGGGCAUGAACAGCAAUCGCAUUGAUGAGCGCAAUAUUUAAAAUGUGUCUCAUACUUCUUGAAACAAUGCUGAUUGGAAUUGUGCUGCAAGUUUGAAUAACAUUCAAAAAAUGUUUUAGUAUGAGGGGGAAGGUAGAUGGGCAAAUAUUUUUACUCGCUGUGAUUAUGUUGUAUGUAGUUGGUUCAUUUCGUUCAUUGUUUUUUAUAAUGUGUUGUAUCAGACAUGAUUUUCAAAUGGCUAGACAUAACAUAGUUGAUGUUCUCCUA
Messenger RNA from Dermacentor andersoni, 7446 nucleotides. NCBI's taxonomy places the organism in Eukaryota, Metazoa, Arthropoda, Arachnida, Ixodida, Ixodidae. The record is from RefSeq and is a predicted model, not a curated record.